AUGCGCGCCACGAGUGUAGACAUUCAACGCCAGGACACUCUACAACAACCCGAGCGACCAGGUGAAAGACCCAUUCCUCAACAGCCGCUGGAUUUGCUCCCAUCUCCUUGUACAACAGACAACAGUUCUCAACAGGGUUCUGUCGGCGACAUAUUUGGGCGUGACAGCUUCAUCGCGACAGACUCGGUGCUUUCAUAUGACUUUCUUCGCCGCCCUUCUGGCUCUGCUACAUUGGCGUCAUCAAAAGCAGAGCCACCAGCAGAACCAUCAGCAUCCUCCGAAGACCUCGGGCUAAACUCUCAAGAUCAACAACGCUCAACGCUGGGAAUAAGCAGUUGCCAUGAGAAAACUUCGGUCCAAUCGUGGCAAUCUGUCGAGGCGGUUCUUCGGUCACUGCCAACUUCUCUUCCAUUAAAAGAACCUCUACAUCGCGCUCUGUUUGAUGCUUUCCAUCAGCAUGUCUACACCACAUAUCCGAUCGUGGGGGCAGAGGAGCUCCUUGACCCGGAUAGGAAUAUGAUGCCGACAGUGUUGCGAUCAGCGAUAUGCCUGGGAGGGAGUUUAAUGAGGAGAAUUUCGUCCACAGAAGAGCUGCGUCUAUCGUAUUCGUUAUAUCGUGAGGUGAAGCGCCUGAUCUCGCUGCAGGAGGAUGGCGACGAGGAAGAUCAUGUGGCCUUACUGAAGGCGAUUUGUCUUAUGUCAUGCUGGAGCCUGAGACCUCCUUAUGUGGUGUCGUUGGGGGGGCCGUGGCAUUGGACAGGGCUGGCGAUUCGAUUGGCGAUACAGAUGGGAUUGCACCGGGAAGAGACAUAUUGUGGUCUACGAGAUGGGGAGUCCCUUCGCCGGGCGUGGUGGCACCUUGUGAUGAGUGAUGGCAUUCAGGCGGCGUGCUGGGGUCGCCCACUGAUGAUCCGGUCCAUCGACAUGGAUGUGCUGCUGCCCACAGUGGACAGUAGUAGUGGCGAAUUCAAACUGCGCAAUUUCGUAUACUCAGUGCAUCUUGCACAGAUCGUCCGCCGCGUUAUCGAGUUCGAUGUCCAGGAUUUAUCACCAAUUGUCGCGAUGCUUCACAACUGGACGGAGAGCUUACCAGUCGAUCUCGUGCUAUACGACUCUAAUGGUCAACGGAGACCGUACUGCAAGCUGACUAACCAGUUAUACAUCAUGUACUUUGUGGCCAUUAUAUUUACGAUCUUUCGCUGUAGGCCGAGUGACAAUCGAUCGCGGGCGACCCUGCUCACCGUUGUCGCCUCAUCGUGCAUGAUUCGUCUUUUCGAGGAAUUGUACCAUCAUGAACAAAUCUCACAACUACUACCGAUUAACGGGUUUUUCUUGAUGCUUGCCGCCAUUCCUCAGAUAUACUAUCAUCCACAGACACAGGCGAAAGAGCGGCUCAGAGAAGAAGAGUUGAGUGUCAUUCGUACGAUUCUGGCACAACUUCGCAUCAAAUACGGUGGAUGUGAUAUGGUGCUCCGCAAGAUCUGCCGGUUGCAGGAUGAGGAGCUGCAAGGCAGACCCUCAAAGUCUUUGCUCUUUGAUGACCGGCAGGUAUUGGAAACAUGUGGAGAGCUCCCGUUCUUAUCGGCUUCACGAAAAUUGUUCCCCUUUCCUGCGGAGACAUUUCCGAACCUCGACUUGCUCGGGGAGGAAGUUUUGAGCUCCCAUGAAAUCGAUCUGUCAGAUCUGUUCCCAGUCGAAGGCUCGCUAGAAGAAUGGUCGUUCAAUGAUCCCAAGCUAUGGAUAGAUGUGGAUGGAUUUGACUGGCCCCGAUGA
This is a messenger RNA of Penicillium cataractarum, 1773 nucleotides long. Its product is annotated as fungal specific transcription factor domain-containing protein. Lineage: Eukaryota; Fungi; Ascomycota; Eurotiomycetes; Eurotiales; Aspergillaceae. Bases 1 to 1773 code for a protein of 590 amino acids. The transcript is spliced from 2 exons. Gene Ontology annotation, molecular function: zinc ion binding; DNA binding. The record is from RefSeq and is a predicted model, not a curated record. Gene Ontology annotation, biological process: DNA-templated transcription.